AUGCACCGGACUUCUCAUCUUCGGCUUCGCCCGUGUAUGCCGUCGUCAUCGUCGUCGUCAGCAGCAGGAGCAGCAGCAGCGCGGCGCUGCGGUGGCCGAUGCCGUCUCCCGCGUAGCGCUCAACCGUGGAUGCAGCUGCUGCUUCUGAGUCUUGCUCUCUUUCUGUUGGGCGCCAUCGACUUCGCGCUGCCGCGUCGUUGCACCUCGUUGUUCUUUGUGAGGGCUGCAGGUGACGCCGAAGUUGCCAACGCCGCUGCCGCACCACCGCUGCUGGCGAUCACCGAGACGGCGCUCAUCUCAGUUGACUUCGGACAGGAGAGCAUGAAGGUGAGUGCCUGGCGGGCUCAGCAGCAAGCGCCGCGCAUCGGGAUGGCGGAGGGCGGCGAUGCGGCAACGGCGACAAGCACCGGGUCCGUGACAAUGGUACUUAACGAUCAGGCGAACCGAAAAAGUCCACCGUGCGUGGCGUUUCGCUACGUACGCGACCCGGCAGCGACCGCUGGCCGCGGUGGCGUCAGCACGGACGCAGGCCCGAGUGGACGCGCGGAUGGCGAGCAGCUCCCUGCGCAUCAUCCGUACACGGCACUGCAUCCGCGCGGCUACCAGCUAGAGCGAACCUUUGCCGAGCAGGCUCAGGCGCUGGCGCCGCGCUUCCCGGAGCAGGUCGUGUGCAGCGCGGCACAGCUGCUCGGCUGCGCAGCAGCCCCCACGAACGCCGCGGUCGUGGAAUCGAGGGCGUGUGCGCUGACGUCGGGGCAGCUGACGACGACGACGACAUACAGCUAUCAUGUGGUGCCCCUCACGGCACCACUAUCGGCAGGAACGACCACAGGGAACAGCAUGGAUGAGGCCCAGCAGCGGCGUGACAACGUCGUUGGACGUCAAGCUCUUGGCGUGUACGUGCCCUUCUUUACCACAAGUAACGCUCCUGGCCAGCAGUGGCGGUGGGCGGCAGGCGACCACAGCACUGGGGUCGCUGCCGCUGCCGCCGAAGAAGAAGCAGGGGUACUCUUCUCAUCGGAGGAGCUCACGGCCAUGUUGCUCGGCCACGCGCGUCGCAUGGCCGAGCAGAUGGACGCGGCCGAUAACACGCUCAGCGAAGAGGAUGAGCGGCUCUUGGCGGGCAUGCGGAAAAGUGCUCGCCGCGUUGAUGCCGCCGCAGGAGCGACGCGCGCGUCAUCCGCCAUCCGCUACGCUGCGCUGACCGUGCCCGCCCACGCCUCCGUCGCGCAGCGGCAGGCGCUCGUGGAUGCGGCGGCUCUGGCUGGCUUGCGUGUGGUGCGCCUCGUCCACAGCACGACCGGGGCAGCGGUGCAACUGGCUUACCUGAAGGCCGAGCAGGUGCUGACGGCGGACAGGGUGUCGUACGUCAUGAUCUACGACAUGGGCAGCCAGCACGCCGAGGUGGCCAUCUACAGCCUCGCGGCGCCGCCGGCGUCCGUGGCGAGCCGAGCAAGGCUGCGAGGCGAUGUGGUGAUGCAGGCGCUUGUCGGCAGUCGCACGCUGGGCGGCGCCGCCUUUGACGAGUGCAUUGCCAACCACUGGGACGCGCGGUACUUUGGCCGGCGCGUGAUGAACGGUGGCCUCGCGGCCGCGGGCGGCCGUGACGCGGCACGCCGCGAAGCAGCGAGGGAGCGCGGCAGCCUCCUCCGUGCCGCGCAGCGUGCGAAAGAAAUGCUGUCAGCCAACAACGAUGCACAUGUCACCAUCGACGGCGUCCGCGCCGAACCGUCGCAAUUCGACGCGGUGGGGCGGCAGGAGCUACAGCAGCGCCACGUCGCCGUCACGGCGGACGGCGGCCUGUUGAGCCUCCGCCUCACGCGCAGAGACUUUGAGGAGUGGUGCCGGCCUCUCUUCGACGCUGCCGUGGCGCUGCGAGACGAGGCCAUCGCCGCCACCGGUGGCGGCGUCAAGAGCCUCGGCGCGCUCGACCGCUUCGAGGUCAUCGGUGGCGGGACGCGAGUGCCGCGGCUGCUGCAGCGCCUCGGCGAGGGCUACCGCAGCGGCGUCGUGGAUCGCACCCUCAACAGCGACGAGGCGGCCGUCAUGGGCACAACGCUGCUGGCCGUGUCGAGCGCGCCGCGGACGCUUGGGCUGCGCCUCGGUCAGGCCCUGCCGCGUUACCACGUGCGCGAGUGGCUGACCAGCGCUGUCUACGCCUCGAUGGAGCUGCACAGCACAGGGACCGUAGCGGCAGCAGCAGCGCCAUCGGAGGUCCAGCUCCUGUUCGCUGCACGGAAAACAACCCUUCCGGCGACGCGCAGUGUGCGUGUGCGACUGCCGGAUGUGGAUGUGUCACCGGCCGACAACGUCGUCAUCACGUUGUACUCGGGUGCCGAGGCGGACAGCGCCUACGCCCACAGCACGCGCUCCGACGCGGCUGUCGCGGCGGACUCGGCGCGCGCUGCUGCCUCACCUACGUUGAUGGCGAACUGCACCAGCUGCUACGUGCGCACCUGCACCGUGGAGGGCGUGCGCAAGGCGGCGGAGCAGCUGCUCGCGCCGUACACACAGCAGAAGACUCAGCACGGCAGUGCGAGGCCACGCCGUGAGCGCGUUCGCCUGGCCGGUGCGGAGGUGGUCGUCGAGGUUGUCGCCACCGUCAGUGGCAUCCCGCACUGCAGCAUUGCUUACCUUCGUGCCGAGGUGGAGGAAGCGGGGGUGGACCCCAACGCCGCAGAGGGUAUCCAGGGCAGCAACGCAGCCGCAGGGGCAGCGACAGUGGCGUCUCUACCGAACAGCGAUCACGACGGCACAGCCGCUGGCGUGCCACCGGCCACGCAGCAUGACGAACCGAGCGAGGGCGUGAGAGACGAGCACGAGAUGAACGCCAACGAGGAAGAAGUGAAGCACACCGGCGCACGCGUGACCCCGAAGGGGACUGCCGAUCCCGCCACCGUCGACGCGACCGCGACGCCGCCGCCGCAAUGGCAGGUGCGCGUCAUUGCACUCUCUCUGCGUGUGUCGAGCGGCGCCGCCACGGCUGCCGCAGCGGUGCACGGACUAGGCUAUAACAUGGACUUCGCAGAGCUCACCUUCUCGCACCGGCGGGUGCGGCAGCUUCAAGCGCUGGAUGACGUGCGGCUGCGGCGCAGCACUCUGCGCAACGAGAUCGAGAGUGUGCUCGUGUGGAUCAAGGAGCACCACCCCACGUGGGACGCUGAAGAUGUGCAGGACGACGCCUCCCCGUCGUCUCUUGCUCUGCGGACGUGGCGCACCACCGUUCGUGAGGUAGGCGGGUGGCUCGACGACGUCGGCGACACCGCAAGCGCCACCGCGCUGGAGGAACGUCUGCGCAUCAUUGCCGGUGUCAAGGCAGCCUUGCGUGAGGCGGCCUGA
Molecule: messenger RNA, 3339 nt
Organism: Leishmania major strain Friedlin
Lineage: Eukaryota; Euglenozoa; Kinetoplastea; Trypanosomatida; Trypanosomatidae
Product: HSP70-like protein
Exons: 1
Coding region: 1-3339 (1112 amino acids)
Biological process (GO): endoplasmic reticulum unfolded protein response; cellular response to hypoxia; negative regulation of hypoxia-induced intrinsic apoptotic signaling pathway
Cellular component (GO): endoplasmic reticulum chaperone complex
Molecular function (GO): ATP-dependent protein folding chaperone; ATP binding
Source: RefSeq, a predicted model, not a curated record